Molecule: messenger RNA, 189 nt
Organism: Purpureocillium takamizusanense
Lineage: Eukaryota; Fungi; Ascomycota; Sordariomycetes; Hypocreales; Ophiocordycipitaceae
Product: Peptidylprolyl isomerase
Exons: 2
Coding region: 1-189 (62 amino acids)
Biological process (GO): protein peptidyl-prolyl isomerization
Molecular function (GO): peptidyl-prolyl cis-trans isomerase activity
Source: RefSeq, a predicted model, not a curated record
AUGAUCCAGGGCUGCGACUGUAUCGACGGUAACGGUAAGGGUGGGAAGCCCAUCUACGGAAAACGCUUCGAAGACGAAAACUUUGCGAAAAAGCACACUAGGCCUGAACUGCUCUCCAUGGCCAACGCCAAUCUCAACACGUAUGCCUUCUAUUUUGCUCAGCUACACUCGGGGGCCUUGGAUGACUGA